Messenger RNA from Galeopterus variegatus (Sunda flying lemur), 1074 nucleotides. RefSeq names its product lysophosphatidylcholine acyltransferase 2-like. Gene Ontology annotation, molecular function: arginine-tRNA ligase activity; 1-acylglycerophosphocholine O-acyltransferase activity; ATP binding. The record is from RefSeq and is a predicted model, not a curated record. The annotation marks the transcript as partial. Gene Ontology annotation, biological process: arginyl-tRNA aminoacylation. Gene Ontology annotation, cellular component: endoplasmic reticulum. NCBI's taxonomy places the organism in Eukaryota, Metazoa, Chordata, Mammalia, Dermoptera, Cynocephalidae. The transcript is spliced from 11 exons.
UCCUUCUUCCCGCCGCCGGUGCCCAACCCCUUCGUGCAGCAGACGCACAUCGGCGCGGCCAAGCGGGUCCAGAUUUUUAUUCUUGGAAUUAUCCUACUUCCAAUUCGUGCCUUAUUGAUAGGAUUAAUUUUAUUACUGGCGUGGCCAUUUGCUGCAAUUUCGACAGCAUGCUCUUCUGAAAAACUGACCCACCCGAUAACUGGUUGGAGGAGGAAACUUACUCAGUCAGCUUUGAAGUUUCUGGGUCAUGCCAUGUUCUUUUCAAUGGGAUUUAUAGUUACUGUGAAAGGAAGGAUUGCGUGUCCUUUGGAAGCACCAAUUUUUGUUGUUGCCCCUCAUUCAACAUUCUUUGAUGGAAUUGCCUGUGUUGUAGCUGGGUUACCUUCUAUGGUAUCUCGAAAUGAGAACGUACAGGUUCCUCUGAUUGGCAGACUCUUACAGGCUGUGCAACCAGUGUUGGUGUCCCGUACAGAUCCAGAUUCCCGAAAAAACACAAUAAAUGAAAUAAUAAAGCGAGCAACGUCAGGAGGGUUAUGGCCCCAGAUACUAGUUUUCCCAGAAGGUACUUGUACUAAUCGUUCCUGUUUGAUUACUUUUAAACCAGGAGCCUUCAUUCCAGGGGUUCCAGUGCAGCCAAUCCUCCUCAGAUACCCAAACAAGAUGGACACUGUGACCUGGACGUGGCAAGGAUAUACAUUCAUUCAGCUUGUUGUGCUUACUUGCUGCCAGGUUUUCACAAAGGUAGUGGUUGAGGAUGGCCAGAUUGACAUCACCCGUUCCCAUCUUUUUACUCCUUUAAAUGCUGACCUCCACCAAGUUGAACGAUCUGCUUUCACACCCUGCCAAAAGGAGCUGAAGGUAGUUGAUGGAGCCCCACAACUUUUUGAAGAAUAUGUUCUCAUUCAGCUUGUUGUGCUUACUUGCUGCCAGGUUUUCACAAAGGUAGUGGUUGAGAAGAAGAUUGUGGUCGAAUUCAGUUCACCUAAUGUUGCCAAAAAAUUUCAUGUUGGACAUUUGCGUUCUACCAUCAUAGGAAAUUUUAUAGCAAAUCUCAAAGAAGCUUUAGGACAUCAA